GGUGCCAUGCGGGGCCCGCUGCUCUGGGCGGGCUGGCUGCUGGCCACCGGCUGCCUGCUGGAAGCCACGGGCAGCUGCCGGCACCGCUGCUGCCCCGGCAGGAACAACGCCUGCUGGGCCCCGGGCCGGGCUCGCUGCUACUGCGACUCGUACUGCCAGCGGACGGGAGACUGCUGCCAGGACUACCUCGCCAUGUGCCGCCGUGCCGCGGUGGGCUGUGCUGUGGGGCCCUGGGGGCCGUGGAGCGGGUGCAGCUCCCAGUGCGGGAUUGGCAGCAGGGCCCGCAGCCGCCAGGUCACUGUGCCGCCCCGGCACGGCGGGGAUCCCUGUCCUGACCUCAAGCAGCGCCGCGGCUGCCUGGGGCAGCGCCCGACCUGCGGGACCGCCAAAGCUGCUCUUCUGCCAGAGGUAGCCAAGAUACUGCCCAACUCCUUCAGCCAGGGCUUCGGAGAUCCCUGGCGAAGAGCUGGGCUGCCACUGCAGGAGGAACCCUCUGGCUCCCCCUUCCCCAGCUACUGCGGCUGUUUCUGCCUGAUGCAGGUGGGUCCCCUGUGCCGCGAGCGCGCCUGGAGCCGCCGGCUGCAGCGGGACACGCAGGUGUGUGUGGAAUGCUGGGGGGAUCUGUCCCACCGCCAUCCCCACUGCACUGGAUGUGGGCUGCAAGGAGCCAGCUAGUUCUCACUGAUUUUCCCUUCCAGGACAUUUUGGGUGGCUGCUUCUGUGGUGGGGUGCCAGGGCUCGUGGGUGCAGGAGGGCCUGCAGGAGGGCUGUGUCUGCUCCCCACCAGCUCUCAUCCUCACAUAGGAUCCCCCUUGGAAGGUGAACUGAGCCUCCCCAUGGCACCACUCCUUGCUGGGGAGGUGGGGAAUGAAAUAAAAAUGUGGUCUCUUUCAUAAUUUCACCCUCCUGCAGGUUUGCUGUUCACCCUUGGUGCCAGCUCCCUGUUUUCCAUUAAAUAUUUUGCUAAAGAAUGAAAAAACCCUUCUUAUAAAGACUAAAAAUAAGGGAAUUGCUGAAGUGUGGUGAUUAAUGGUAGAAGAAUAGCAUGAUGAGGUUAAGUCUGGGUGAGAAGAUGAUGUGGCGGUGUGAUGAUGUCACACUCAGCCAUGACAUCAUACUUUCAAUGAGCUGCAACUGGCAAGCACUGUGAGGAUGGAGGCAGCAUCCCUCACCUUGUCUGAGCUCACUCACUGCAGUAGCAGGUGAGCCAUGCAGGGCACUUCAGCCCUGCUGGGCUUUGCAGAGAGGAAUUUACCAGACACCCAAAGUCUGCACACAGGCGACGGUGCCAGUGCCCAGUUCCAGCCGUGGGGUUCAGCAGCCCCCAAUGGCAGGAAGGGGACUGGGCUGGGUGGUGCUGCUGCCCUUCCCCACUCCUCACCCAGCACAGCCUGACCUUGCUGGUGGGGUCCCUGCUCCAGCUUUGGGUGGUGCUACCACAGCCUGUGGUGGGAGCAUGGGA
This is a messenger RNA of Motacilla alba alba, 1462 nucleotides long. Its product is annotated as somatomedin-B and thrombospondin type-1 domain-containing protein-like. The transcript has 5 exons. The record is from RefSeq and is a predicted model, not a curated record. NCBI's taxonomy places the organism in Eukaryota, Metazoa, Chordata, Aves, Passeriformes, Motacillidae.